Kluyveromyces marxianus DMKU3-1042 is the source of this 891-nucleotide messenger RNA. It is a transcript of the gene PLN1, whose product is annotated as Pln1p. The transcript has a single exon. Lineage: Eukaryota; Fungi; Ascomycota; Saccharomycetes; Saccharomycetales; Saccharomycetaceae. The coding region runs from base 1 to 891 and encodes 296 amino acids. The record is from RefSeq and is a predicted model, not a curated record.
AUGUCAGUGCCUGUGAAGAAGCAAAGAUCUCGCUCUUCAUCGUCCGUGAAGCUUGUCGUGGACAAGCCGGUCACAGAUAAGUUUGCUACGCAGUAUGCCUCGAUAAACCACUUGAACAAAUACCCGGUUGUCAUGAGAUGGAUAAACACUAUAUUGUGUCUCCCCUUGGUAUCGAGAGUGUUGUCUACGAUUUCGCUCAUUGUUUUCCAGUUCAAGACCAAGGUUAUCGACUCCGGGAAGACUCCAGCCGUGGUGAAGAAGCUUUUCAACUACUCGGUUGCCGGGUUGAAGAAGUUGGACGAGUUUGUCAACACCAUGGUUUUCAGAGAAGGUAUCGAUGCUUUCCUUAACGAGUAUCGUGAGCACGGGAGCCUGGGAUGGUGGAUUGCGUAUUUCACGGUGGACUACUACGCCAAUCUCGUGAACUACCUUGUUAAGGAGUUCAUUUUGAAACCAUUGUCCCUAAUCAAGGAUGAUGCGUCAUCGCGCGUUUCUCUGGCUGCUGCCAGCUCAUCCACAGCGUUGCCACACUUCAAGGAGUUGACCAACACCACCAAGGAUGUGCUAGAGCCUACCAAGGAGAAGGUCUUCGCUAAAUACGAUACCCUGGUCAAGCCAGCCAAGGAGACAUACACUCAUGCGAUUUCGACUGCAAAGGAGACGUACUCUACGGCAUACAAGACAGUUUCGGAAAAAUACGACACCAAUUUGAAAGAGACAGAUUCGGUUCCAAGAGCCAUUUUGACUACCGGCUCUGACUUGGGCUCCCUGACCCUUGAAAGAUUGAAAAAAUACAACGAUAGCGAGGAAAAUUCGGUUGUCGCCGAUGGAACAACAACCACGGUCGACUCCGAUCCACCAGUAAACAACAUUAAGGAGCUAUCGACCUGA